AUGAAAACGCUGCUUAAUGCUCUGCUGCCACUUUUGUUUAUAACUGUGGAAAGUGCGGGAAGCUCUUGCCAAAAUGCCCAAACGGAUGGCAUCUACAACAUAAGCCUGAGCAGCGGUAGAGUCAUCUCGGCAUACUGUGAUGUUUCGCUCAAAGGAUCACCUUGGCUGGUGAUACAAAGACGUGUUAGCGUCGACGUCAACUUCCAUAGAAACAGGUCCUCUUAUCAGCGCGGCUUUGGCGACUUGGACGGCAGUUUCUGGAUAGGUCUCAGUCACUUGCAUGAGAUUACGAGCGAGAAACGUCACGAGCUCUAUGUUUAUCUGAAGGAUUUCGAUGGCGAGCAACGCUUUGCCAGAUACGAUGAGUUUGCUAUUGGCAACGAGGCCAACUUGUAUGGUCUGAAUAAGCUGAGAAAAUAUUCAGGCAGUGCUGGAGAUUCUCUUGAUUGGCAUCGCAGCAUGAAGUUUAGCACCUACGACAGAGAUCAUGAUACAAAUUCAACACAUAACUGUGCUUCACUCUUCACAGGAGCUCGGUGGCACAACAAUUGCUAUAUGAGCAAUCUGAAUGGACUUUAUUUGAGUGGUGAAUAUGGUAUGGAUCAGCUGGCACGUGGAUGUACCUGGCAUACAUGGAGAGGUCUGAACUAUGCCUACAAAACUGUGCAAAUGAUGAUACGACUAAUCUGA
This is a messenger RNA of Drosophila busckii, 690 nucleotides long. Its product is annotated as ficolin-1-like. The transcript has 2 exons. Lineage: Eukaryota; Metazoa; Arthropoda; Insecta; Diptera; Drosophilidae. The record is from RefSeq and is a predicted model, not a curated record. Bases 1 to 690 code for a protein of 229 amino acids.